Messenger RNA from Macrobrachium nipponense, 1976 nucleotides. RefSeq lists its product as uncharacterized. Bases 467 to 1825 code for a protein of 452 amino acids. The record is from RefSeq and is a predicted model, not a curated record. Lineage: Eukaryota; Metazoa; Arthropoda; Malacostraca; Decapoda; Palaemonidae. The transcript has 2 exons.
UAUCCGUGCGUGCGUCUACAUGGACUCCACGAUGUCUCUUAAAAGGUAUGAUACAAAGCUUUAUUUUGUUCACGGGAAAUAUGGAGUUCCAUAACUUUGUGAUAAAAUAUGCAACUUCAUAUUGGUAAACAUCUAUGUUUGCAAUAGACUGUAAUGUGAGUUACUGAUUGAAAAGGAAUAUGAAAAUGUGAUCUGCUUUGGUUACAGUGAUUUCACAAGAACGCUAGACAUGGCCAGUAUCGUUGCGGCUUAUCAAAAACCAUGAAAGCAUAAUGUCUUCUUUUGAGGAGGCAAUGUGGACAUAUUUGUGUAAAAAAUUUAGAACACCUUGUCUCAGGCAGGGUGCUGACCUUACAUUUAUCAAAACGGAAGUGAAUGUUGCAGUUGAUGGAAAGGAAUAGCAGCGGGUGAUAAUGUGAGUGCAGACUACUUUGGAUUACUGACAAGGGCAGGACUAACCUGUUAGAUGAAGGUAUCUGAAUGGCUCUCCAAACUCAGGAAGGGGGGUGGGGGAGGUGGAGGGAGGAGUGUUGGAGAUGUAUCGGGAGGAAAAGGAAAAAAAAGGUUUGACGGCGAUUUCGAAGAGACCCUGCAGGCAUCUUCGAUCAGCACCCCUAUUCUUCUGCACUCCACUAGUCAUUUGCUGAAUCCGCCCAUCAGCGUAGGAAGGGGAAACAAAAAAUGCCCCAGGACAGCUGCCUCCGUCAGCACGCCUGUCCUCCCUCAUUCCUGCGGCAGCAGGAAGCUCGGGAAGGACAUUGGCGAGAGUCGAUCCCCAUCGUCCGAUGCUGUUUCCUUUCACGGUGGCCUUAGAGACCACGAGUUCUCCAGUGGGUACUCCUUCCAGCGGGAUGCUGCAUUGCGGCAUAGCAUCAGCAGUAGCAAUAGGAGUAGCAACCGAAGCACCACCUUAAGCCAGAGCAGUUGCAACUCUGUCUCUUACGUGCCUGACAGACCUCUUGGUGUUAAUGCAAGAAAAAUUGAUUCAGGUAAUUCCAGGAUUCCUAUGCCAGUGCAGAGUGCCUCCGAAGGGGUCAACACAAAGAGUUGUGUUUUGAGAAGCUUCAGCCAGAGUACGAAAAGCUUUGUAACGAGCGGAAGCCAAGAUAGGGGAGAUACCACGACACUGAAGAGGAGUGCUAGUGUUGCGAAGAGCAGUGGUUUGACUCGGCCAACCGGAGGCUUUGGUGAAGAUAGACGAAGGACCAUCACCACCCAGUCCUUCAGAAGGAAAGAUCCCUCCCCUAGUGGGAUCAGAGGUGUUCCCUUUGAUAGCCACAUGGAGUCUGUGAAGGAAGAAAGCACUCUAAAGAAGACUGCCAAAGAUCGCUCCUCUCUCCGAAAUCCCUCGGCAGACAAGAAGUUUUCUCAGAAGGAAGGAGAGAGGGAUAAAACCAAGAGGAAAGAUUCCCUUUCAUCAUCAUUUCGAUUCUUCAGGAAACCAGAAACCAUUCCCAUCAAAAGAACUAGUGAUAACAAUAAGAGGGAGGUGCCCCCAAGAAUGAACAGCUUCAGUUCAUCCCAUGGGCCUCAGCAAACAAAAACAACUGCUGCUCUUAAUCCAAGAAUUCAGCCUCCAUCAAAACCAUCAUGUGAGAAAAGUAUAUUUGGGAGAGGUAGACCUAAUACUGUGACUGAAGGGUCUCUUGGGAAAUCCAAAGUAACUCCAGAUCUUAAUUCUUCAGUACAGAGGCAUCGAUCGUUCCGUGUUCUGCGACCAAUAAAUAUACCGCCUUUGCAAUCCAACGCAAACGCACAGAAAACUCGGGUGUCGACAAGAAACUCAAAACUUCCAAGAAUCCAACAGACCCUCUGGGGAAGAUGACUAACGAGAAAACCUUGAAAAAGCAGAAGCCAAAAGUUGCUGCUAAGUGCAAAUGCACAGUUACAAGCUAUUGCAUGCACUGCAGAGAUGAGAAGGACAGAGCGAAGGAGCACAAUCAGUCCUCCCAGAGGACAGAAAACAAACCCAGAAC